This is a messenger RNA of Rhincodon typus (whale shark), 583 nucleotides long. RefSeq names its product SOSS complex subunit B1-like. The transcript is spliced from 3 exons. Lineage: Eukaryota; Metazoa; Chordata; Chondrichthyes; Orectolobiformes; Rhincodontidae. Gene Ontology annotation, biological process: mitotic cell cycle checkpoint signaling; double-strand break repair via homologous recombination; response to ionizing radiation. Bases 273 to 566 code for a protein of 97 amino acids. Gene Ontology annotation, molecular function: DNA binding. Gene Ontology annotation, cellular component: SOSS complex. The record is from RefSeq and is a predicted model, not a curated record.
CGGGCUGGCUGGCUGAUGGUGUUCUCGCGAACAUUGAGGAGGUAGAUUGAGCAACGUCUGAGGUGUCCGUCAGCUCGUGCAGUUUUUCCAGCGGCUUUGGGGACGGGGAGCCGGAAGGCUUCACUGCGUUGGGUUUGUAGGAGGAAGAUUUGCUCUUGGCCCAGUAAACUCACUCCAGUAAGCUGGAUGUGUUCUUCUGAGCUUGAUCCUUCUGACUGGCUGCCUGAAGUUUGUAGCUCCAAAAGAAUUCAGAUCCUGUUGUGGGAGAGAGGAUGUCAAACGACACUUACGUGAAGGAUAUCAAAGCAGGUUUGAAAAACCUGAAUCUCCUGUUCAUUGUCCUGGAAAUAGGACGAGUGACCAAAACAAAAGACGGACAUGAAGUCAGGACGUGUAAGGUGGCUGAUAAAACUGGCAGCAUCAACAUAUCGGUGUGGGAUGAUGUGGGAAGUCUGAUUCAGGCUGGAGAUAUCAUUCGAUUGACCAGAGGGUAUGCCUCCAUUUGGAAAGGAUGUCUGACGCUCUACACAGGGAGAGGAGGGGACCUUCAGAAAGUUGGAGAGUAAGUUCUGUGCCUUGAUGU